This is a messenger RNA of Schistosoma mattheei, 441 nucleotides long. NCBI's taxonomy places the organism in Eukaryota, Metazoa, Platyhelminthes, Trematoda, Strigeidida, Schistosomatidae. The record is from the annotation of a GenBank genome assembly.
AUGUACUCACCGUUAUUUAAACAACGUUCAAUCAUUCAAACAAAAUUACGGAGGAAUGACAAUGAAAAUUGGCUUCGAUCUAAUCCUACUUGUACUUUAUUAUCAACUAGACCUCUCUACUUAGAUAACAAUACUAAUAAUACUGACAAUAAUAUAAUUUCACCGAAUACAUUUACUUCACGUAGUACACCUCAUAUCACUGUCUGUCCACUUAAUACUAAUAAUACAGCAGAUGAUAAUAAUGUUAAUGAUGUUAAUACUGAUAAUAAUGGAAUGAAGAACAAUUUAAAUGAUCAAACAAAAUCAAUUUAUUUAACUGGUAAUGAACAAGUGAACAAUUCAAUGAAUCACACAUAUACACCAUUGAAAUGUAAUCAACAUUCCGUUAGUACAUCAGAACAAAAACUUACCCGAGAUAAUCAUAAUUCCAGUUUUGUUUAA